AUGGACGUUGGAGCGCGCGUGUGGGUCGCCGACCCCGCGGACGAGCGCGUUUGGCUCGCGGCGCGCGUGCUCGAACUCGAAGAGCAGCACAGCGAUGACGAGUCGCCGUCGCGCUUAAGGCACCCAGGCUCGUACGACGACUCGGACGACGCCGCCCAAGCCAAGAAGCGGGACGUGGUCCUGGCCUUCGCGCCCUCGGGCGAGUGCGUCAACGUGCUGCCGCGCAACAUGCCGCGCGAGCAGGACCAGCGCGACCUCGUGGCGCUGCCGCACCUGCACGAAGCCUCCAUCCUCAACGCGCUGCGGCUGCGCUACCAGCGCCACGCCAUCUACACGCACAUCGGCGAUAUCCUCAUCUCCAUCAACCCCUUCCAGAGCCUCCCGCAGCUCUACGGUGACGAGGUGCUGCAGGGCUACGCCUACGACCACAACGCCCAGUUCGGGGACAAAGUCGCAGCCGCCGACCCGAGAGAGCCCCAUCUCUUCGCGGUGGCUCGAGCAGCAUACGUGGACAUUGUGCAGAAUGCGCGCAGCCAGGCGAUCCUCAUCAGCGGUGAGAGCGGCGCCGGCAAGACCGAAGCCACCAAGAUCAUCAUGACCUACUUUGCCGUCACAUCUCCCCCACCGUCGCCAUCGCGCACGACGAUCGAGGAGCAAGUGCUGCAGUCGAACCCUAUUUUGGAGGCCUUCGGUAACGCACGUACGGUGCGCAAUGACAACAGCUCCCGGUUCGGCAAGUUCAUCGAGCUGCGCUUCCGCGACCAGCGGCGCAAGCUGGCGGGCGCCCGCAUCCGCACGUACUUGCUGGAGAAGAUCCGAGUCAUUAAGCAGGCGCCUCACGAGCGCAACUUCCACAUUUUCUAUGAGCUGCUGAGUGCAGACGCCACUUGUGUGAGUAAGGAGCAGAGGCAAGCCUUGGCCCUAACCGGAGGCCCCCAAAACUUCCGCCUGCUGAAUCAGAGCUUGUGCUCCAAGCGACGCGAUGGUGUGAAGGAUGCUGUUCAGUUCCGAUCCACUCGGAGGGCCAUGCAGCAGCUUGGUAUGAGCGAACGUGAAAUCAGCGGCGUGCUGGAAAUCGUGGCAGCUGUGUUGCAUAUGGGCAACGUCGACUUCGAGCAAGUACCGCACAAGCGCGAGGAUAACGUGUUCGUCGACGAGGCUCGGGUAGCAACUUCAACUACUGGAGCAUGCAAUCACUUCACGAAGGCGGCUGAGCUGCUCGGAGUGUCCACUGAGGCUCUCGGCCACGCUCUGACGAAAAGAUGGAUCCACGCAUCCAAUGAAACGUUGGUCGUAGGAGUUGAUGUUGCUCACGCACGUAACACGCGCAAUGCGCUGACGAUGGAGUGCUACCGUCUACUGUUUGAGUGGCUCGUAGCGCGUGUCAACAACAAGCUCCAACGACAGGCUAGUGCACCUUGGGACGCCGACCAGAAUGACGAUGACGAGGAAGACUCGAAUGAUUUCAUCGGCCUGUUGGAUAUUUUUGGGUUUGAAGACAUGGCUGAGAACUCCUUCGAGCAGCUCUGCAUCAACUAUGCCAAUGAGGCACUACAGCACCAGUUCAACCAGUACAUUUUUGAAGAGGAGCAGCGAUUGUACCGGGACGAGGGCAUCCGUUGGAGCUUCGUAGACUUCCCGAACAACCGCGCGUGUCUCGAACUGUUUGAGCACCGUCCUAUUGGGAUCUUCUCGCUCACAGACCAGGAAUGUGUAUUUCCUCAGGGCACGGAUCGUGCACUCGUGGCCAAAUACUACCUUGAAUUUGAGAAGAAGACGCAGCACCCGCACUUCCGUUCGGCCUCGGCGAUUCAGCGGGCAACGCAGUUUGUUGUCGUGCAUUACGCUGGAUGUGUCACCUACACCGUUGAUGGCUUUCUCGCGAAAAACAAGGAUUCAUUCUGCGAGAGCGCAGCACAAUUGCUGGCUGAGUCUUCCAACCCGCUAAUUCAAGCUCUUGCCACAAGCUCAGCCAAGACAGACACUGCGGACAUCAGUGUGGGAACGCAGUUCAAGAUCCAGCUAAACGAACUGCUGACCACUGUUCGUGCCACAACUCCUCGAUACGUGCGCUGCAUCAAGCCCAAUGACUCGCAUGUGGGAUCACUCUUUGAGAGUACACGGGUUGUUGAGCAGUUGCGCAGCGGCGGUGUUCUCGAAGCCGUGAGGGUAGCGCGCGCUGGAUUCCCUGUGCGUCUAUCUCACAAACAAUUCCUUGGUCGUUAUCGGCGUAUAUUGCUCUCGCUCUGCAAGCUGACCGACAACGGCUUUGAACAGAAACACUGGAGUUGGAGCGAGUUGGAUUUGUGCUUGCACCAACUCACUCAAGUUCUUCUUGCUGACAUGAAGCCGGAUGACGAAGUAGAGGAGGAUGAAGACGAUGAAGCCGAUGACGAGCAGGCUCGCCAGAUGCGCUGUGGUCUGUACGCCAGGGAGCUAGCCUUAUUAUCCAAAGGCACGUCAGAGGCUUCGUGGCCCGUCGAAGUUAUCGUCACCUUCGCAGAGUCACGAUCGCAGUCCAAGCGCGUGUUCGAGGCCGCCGUGCUUACCGUCACGUGUGCUGGAUGCGCGCGAUGCAGCAAGCUCGAGUUCUACAGGCAAGAAUGCGCCAGCUUUGUGCGCGAAGUAGAUUUCUCCGUGCCCGUGCAGACCCUUCGUGAGGCUCGCGCAGUAACUCGAAUUGCGACGGCAUGGCGGCGAUCAUCGGCGCAACGGAAGUACCGGAAGCUGUGCAGCGCCACCUUAGCGCUCCAGUGCGCUAUGCGCGCACGCGUUGCCAAGCAAGCGCUGAGAGCACUGCGUGAAGAGAGCAGGAACGUGGCUAAGCUCAAGGAGGACAAUGCGCAACUCAAGGAUGAGCUGGCUGAAUUGCGUCGCCAAAUGCAGGCUAUGGUGGCUCAAAACAACGGCGGCAACCCCAAUGCCGCUGAUGGUCACGACGUCGGUUGCGUUGUGGACCUAUCGUACAGCCAGCAAAAGCCCAAGCUCCAGACACCCAACUCGCGUCGUACUCGCCGUUACAGUUUGCCGCCUACACUUGCCCCCGCAAACGAAGAAGCAGAACUAGAAGAUGCAACACCACCGGCAUCGCCUCGUGCUUCUCGAUCGCGUGACCGACGCCACAGCUUGGAUUUGUGGCGACUGCAGGAGGUGGAGGCUCAAAAAGAGGCCCGUCAACUGCGUGAAGAAAUUCGUGAGGCAGCAGCUGAUGAACCCUCGCCAGAACGCCAGCAACAGCAAGAAAUUGCCCUCCAGAAACUUGUUGCCUCGCAGAUCAAGCGCAAGACGAUGCAGUUGCAGCUGCGGCUACCUGAAUUCGAGCUGAAGAUGGAUAACAAUUGCAUCGAAGCCGGCCCUGCAUCGUGCAUCAGCUACCGUCGUCGUUCACGCACAGUUGAUAGUCCUCUUCCAGUUCCGGCACCGCUGACCUCAUGCGGCCGACAAGGAUCGUCAUCGCGCUGGAACUUCGCUGCGCCGCGUAGACGGUACCCGAUGCCCAGGCGAUCAGCAUCAGCUGGCGUGUACCGCUCAAGAUCAUCGUCCAACGCUUCGUCGUGCUACAUGCCUCCGUCCGUGGCUGUGCGUCCUGGACUUGCUGUGCCGCGCUUUGCCAAGGCCCCAACCUGCUACGAGUGCGACUGCACGUUCAAUCUCCUGACACGUCGCCACCACUGCCGACAAUGCGGCAACUCGUUCUGCUUCGAGCACUCGACGCGUCAACUGGCGCUUCCACACCUCGGUUACAUGGCGGCUCAGCGUGUGUGCGAUACAUGCUUUGAGGCGCACAUUCAGGCCAUGACAUCACUCAAGUUGCCGUCUCUGAUGCGCCACCCGACGGACGAGUUGUCGACCUCAUCUUUCGCAAGCUCGCCGCGCGGUCUCGAGAGCAACGACAGCUACUGUGGCCUCGACAGCCCCACCGCGGCAGCAGCGCGCAUCGCUCCGCUGCGUACAUAA
Molecule: messenger RNA, 3957 nt
Organism: Phytophthora sojae
Lineage: Eukaryota; Oomycota; Peronosporomycetes; Peronosporales; Peronosporaceae
Exons: 8
Coding region: 1-3957 (1318 amino acids)
Biological process (GO): actin filament organization; vesicle transport along actin filament
Cellular component (GO): actin cytoskeleton; vesicle; cytoplasm
Molecular function (GO): actin filament binding; metal ion binding; ATP binding
Source: RefSeq, a predicted model, not a curated record